Molecule: messenger RNA, 486 nt
Organism: Gongylonema pulchrum
Lineage: Eukaryota; Metazoa; Nematoda; Chromadorea; Rhabditida; Gongylonematidae
Source: the annotation of a GenBank genome assembly
AUGCCUCAUGGAUUAUUUAUUUUAGUCUACAAAUCGCCUGACUUGGAAAUAUUGACAUUUGGUAAGGUGGUGGAACGCCUGAUUAGCUUAGGAUAUCCGAAGGAAUUACGCUCAUUCGAGUACAAGCCACUGUUCCCUGUGCGCGGUCUGUGGUUCGACUAUCUCUAUGGCAAUUUGUUAAAAGUGGAUGGUUUUGGCAGUAUUCUCAUGGGUGUUCAUGGUUUUCACUACAUGAAGCCUUCCGAAAUUGAAGAGCUUUAUCCGAAUAAAUUUCUCCAUCUUUCUGACAAUCGAAUUUAUGUGCUGAAUACACUGUUCAACCUUCCGGAAACAUAUCUCGUCGCCUGCAUCAUCGAUUUCUUUGAUAAUAACCCGAGCUAUACACCGAACGAUGAUCGUACGGGAGUGAAAACUGGUGAUGUUUACAUGUCCUAUCGUUCGAUAUUCCAAGACAUUCGAACUUCAGUCGAUUGGGUACACUUUGAG